AUGAGAAGAGAGGAAUUGCUCGCCGGUGGAACUGAGAGCUCGGCAAUGACGGUGGAGUGGGCGAUAUCGAAAGUCGUAAGGAAGCUGGAAAUCUUGACGAAGGUGACGGACGAGCUCGAUCGUGUAAUUGGGCGGGAAAGGUGGGUCGAGGAAUCGGAUAUGCCAAAUCUCCCUUACAUUGAGGCCCUUAUGAAGGAAACAAUGCGACUACACCCCGUCGCUCCAAUAUUAGUACCUCGACAUGCACGAGAAGACUGCAAGGUAGCUGGAUAUGACAUCAAGAAGGGAACUCAAGUGCUAAUCAAUAUAUGGUCGAUUCACAUGGAUACUUUAAUUUGGGAAAAUCCCACUGAAUUUAAUCCUGAGAGAUUUAUUGGAAAUGAUAUUGAUAUCAAAGGUCAGGAUUUCAGGCUUUUGCCGUUCCGGUCGGCCCGCAGAAUGUGCCCGGGCUAUGCAUUGGGCUUGAAGGUGAUCCAAUCGACCUUGGCCAACCUCUUGCAUGGCUUCAACUGGAAAUUGCCAAAUAACAUGAAGCCCGAAGAGCUCAACAUGGAGGAGAUUUUCGGGCUUUCAUCUCCAAGAAAAUACCCACUUAUUGUUGUGGUCAAUCCAAGGCUCCCACUUCACCUCUAUAAUUUCUAGUGAAAAUGUUGGCUAUCAUAUUAUAUAUUUUCAAUAUACGUUGCAUACUAGGGCUGUC
This is a messenger RNA of Salvia miltiorrhiza (redroot sage), 700 nucleotides long. Its product is annotated as trimethyltridecatetraene synthase-like. The transcript has 3 exons. The coding region runs from base 1 to 642 and encodes 213 amino acids. Lineage: Eukaryota; Viridiplantae; Streptophyta; Magnoliopsida; Lamiales; Lamiaceae. The record is from RefSeq and is a predicted model, not a curated record. Gene Ontology annotation, molecular function: monooxygenase activity; heme binding; oxidoreductase activity, acting on paired donors, with incorporation or reduction of molecular oxygen.